AAACCUUUUCUAGUGAUACAUAAAUGAAAAGAAAAUUGUAAAUAGUUACUAAUAAAAUUUAUUCAAUUAUUAAGUUUGUUAAAAUAUGAUGUAGUAAGAAUAAAUAGUUUUUUUUUUAUAUAAGAAUAAAGUUCAAAUAAUUGCAAAUUAAAUAUGUUGCUGACAAGAGGUGUUAAAUGUAUUUUAUCGAAAGAAAUUUAUCAAAUUAUUAGAACUACUACCUCAAAAUCAAUAUCAAGUAUUCAGAAUGGGAAUUUUGUUAACGGUGUUAAAAAUAACGGCAAUGGAAAGCCUUCCAAUCAAACCGAAAUGACUUAUAAUUUUGAAUGGGUAUUUCCUUUAAUGGCAAACCCUUCCAGACUAUGGUGUAUAGCUAGCGCCAUAACAAUAACUGCAGUUGGAUUAUUUAGCAAAUUAGUCAUAGUAUUAAUGAACAAGGCACAAGUUCACAAUAAACAUCGACUAAUAAGCGCCAUCCAUAGACCAAAAGGUAUUCCUCUAGUUACAGUCUCCAAUCAUCAUUCAUGUUUUGAUGAUCCAGGAAUUUGGGGUUCGUUCACGAUACGAGACGUAUUGAAUAGAAAAUCUAUACGAUGGGCUUUAGCUGCACAUGAUAUUUGUUUUACAUGUGAACUGCAUUCAAGAUUUUUUAUGUGGGGAAAAUGUAUACCUUGUGUUCGUGGUGCUGGAGUCUAUCAGCCAGCUGUAGAUUUAUGUAUACAAAAAGUAUCUCAAGGUGAAUGGGUACAUGUAUUUCCUGAAGGAAAAGUGAAUAUGACAAAGGAGUAUAUGCGUUUUAAAUGGGGUGUCGGUCGUAUAAUUUAUGAAUCACCUAUUGUUCCAAUAAUACUUCCAAUUUGGCAUGAAGGAAUGGAAACUAUUUUAGAAAACGAACCACCGUAUUACUUAAGAUGGGGCAAAAAAGUUACAAUUAACUUUGGUGAACCAAUAGAUUUAAAUGAUUUUAUAAAAGAUUUAAAAGAACGUGGAGUUAAAGAACCAGAAGCAAGGAAACUAAUAACAGAUAAAAUUCAAGAUAGUUUAUAUAAACUACAAAGUGAAACAGUAGAGUUACAUCAAUCAUUUCUAAAAUGUUGACAAACAUCAUUUAAUGGACACAUUACGCUUAAAAAAUAAUUUUAAGUCCAAAACAUGAAAAAUUCGAAAAAAAGCAGUUUGUUAUUGAAGCAGCUAAACAAGUUUUUAGUUAUUUUGUUUUUAAAAUAUUGUAUAUUUUUGUUAUUUUUAUUAUUUGAUUUUUUAAAAUCAAUAGAAAGAAUACACAUUUUUGAUUUAGAUUAAUUUAAAAAAUAUAACAAAAUGUUAAAUAAGGAUUAAACUAAAAACCGAUUAUUUAUUCAACUUUACUUUAUGUUAAUUUUUCUUUUGGAAGACAACAUUAAAUUAAUGUUUAUGUCUUUGAUUUGAAUUUAGUAUGUUAUAUUUAUUUAAGUUUUAAUUUAUUGUUCAUUUUGAAAAACAAUAUGUAUCAAAGAGCAUUUUUUAAAUUUUGCAAAAUCAAAUAUAAAUUAGAAUUAAUUUUAUUAGUUGUAAUUUCCUACAUCAUGUAGUAGAAUUGCAAUAAAAUACCAUUUGGUAUUAAUAAAUAAA
Molecule: messenger RNA, 1611 nt
Organism: Condylostylus longicornis
Lineage: Eukaryota; Metazoa; Arthropoda; Insecta; Diptera; Dolichopodidae
Gene: Taz
Product: tafazzin
Exons: 5
Coding region: 154-1098 (314 amino acids)
Biological process (GO): cardiolipin acyl-chain remodeling; inner mitochondrial membrane organization
Cellular component (GO): mitochondrial membrane
Molecular function (GO): 1-acylglycerophosphocholine O-acyltransferase activity
Source: RefSeq, a predicted model, not a curated record